Messenger RNA from Vicia faba (fava bean), 972 nucleotides. Lineage: Eukaryota; Viridiplantae; Streptophyta; Magnoliopsida; Fabales; Fabaceae. The record is from the annotation of a GenBank genome assembly.
AUGAGGAGCAACGAAGGAAAGAUAGUUGGAGUUGAAGGAGGACACAUAGUUCGAUCCUCCGGUAAGAAAGAUAGUCACAGCAAGGUUUACACAUCGAAAGGACCUCGCGAUCGCAGGGUUCGUCUCUCAGCACACACAGCCAUUGAAUUCUACGAUGUUCAAGAUCGUCUUGGCUAUGACAGACCAAGUAGAGCAGUGGAUUGGCUCAUCAGAAAAGCAAAACCUUCCAUUGAUAAGCUCGCCGAGCUUCCUUCGUGGCAUCCACUCGGCAAAACUCAAACCCUAAACCUUCAAGAGGAAGAACAGAAUGUAGCUGCACUCUCAACUGGCAUGGUUAUGGGAGAAUCAUCGAAUGGUUAUAGUUUUCAUCUGCUAAAUCAAUUGCGUGAGGAUCAAGAUAACCCUAGUUCAGGUUUCAUCGAUCCUAUACCUUUCUUUCCAACUACCUCUUCUACUUCUUCAUCCAUUAAUUUUCAAAACUACCCUUCUGAAAACCUUGGGCUCUCUCUUCAUUCCUUCCAAGAUCACAAUGGUUUCAUUCCUUGGCAAUCACAACAACCAUGUGAAAACGAAAACGAAAACGAAAACGAAAACCAUAACCAAACACUUUUUGAUAACCAGUAUCAUGUGAAUUGGGACAAUGAAACAACCAAUGAUUAUAUAAAGAAAGUAGGGUUCAUGGUAAACUCAAAUCCUUUUCUAGGUCAAGGUUCAGAUUACAAUCCAAAUGAGACACUUGAGUCGAAUCUUUCGCAUUCGGCUUUGUCUUGGAAUGAAAUUCCUAUGGAUUCUUCUUCAGAGGUUCAUCACAGAUCACAACCAGUUCAUCAUCAAGCUUCAAUCUUUGGAAGCUGCAGGUUUGUUUCUGAUGGAUUACCAGGUUUCUGCAUUCUUGAUACAGUUCAAAAUGGAGAAGAGGGUCAUGGAGUUUCUUCUAAUAAGCCUUCUUCUGUUUCUCCUAACAACAACUGA